This is a messenger RNA of Dipodomys ordii (Ord's kangaroo rat), 1578 nucleotides long. RefSeq names its product adenosine receptor A3-like. NCBI's taxonomy places the organism in Eukaryota, Metazoa, Chordata, Mammalia, Rodentia, Heteromyidae. Gene Ontology annotation, cellular component: plasma membrane; synapse; dendrite. The record is from RefSeq and is a predicted model, not a curated record. Gene Ontology annotation, biological process: G protein-coupled adenosine receptor signaling pathway. The transcript is spliced from 7 exons. The coding region runs from base 282 to 1361 and encodes 359 amino acids. Gene Ontology annotation, molecular function: G protein-coupled adenosine receptor activity.
UUGAUUGCAUCUGUCUGGGGGAACUAAGAGAAGCAACAUUUUCAGAUUCAGCCUACAUGCCCAGAAUGUGUGGCCCACAAGGGCUGCAGGUGAUCACCCUGGGCUGGACCCCUCUCUAAGGAGAAGGGUCUCUAAGAAAUCACCGGCGAAGACAAGGCAGAGAGAACCAGCUGUGAAUUUCUGCCACUGCUCUGAGAAGAUGUCUGCCAAGAGCUAGGUCCACUGGCUCCAACGAAUCCUACUGGCUUCACCUGUCACCUGGGACUCUCCUCUGGGACAGUAUGGUAGCCAGUAGCAUUGCUCCUUUGUGGCUGAGAAUGAUCUACAUUACCAUGGAGAUCUUCAUCGGCUUCUUUGCCACCGUGGGUAACGUGCUGGUCAUUUGGGUGGUCAAGCUGAACCCCAGUCUACAGACCACCACCUUCUAUUUCAUUGUGUCUCUCGCCCUGGCUGACAUUGCAGUCGGACUGCUGGUCAUACCUGUGGCCAUUGUGGUCAGCCUGGGAAUUGAAAUGUUCUUCUACAGCUGUCUGCUCAUGACCUCCGUGCUGCUGAGCUUCACCCAUGCCUCUAUCAUGUCCUUGCUGGCCAUUGCCAUUGACCGCUACUUGCGGGUCAAGCUCACCAUCAGUUCCAGGAUUCCUGAGAUAACUCGGGUCUUCCAAUCUUUCCAGUGGAAGGUCCCCUUCAUUCGCCUCAUGGGGCUCUUCAUUCUGCUCUCCUUGGCUCUCUUUUCAGAUGCCAUGGUCAUGGAUGAGAAGGUCAAAGCAAGCUUUGUGCUGGAUACAGCUUCAGCUGUCUGUAAUUAUGAUGCCCAGUAUAAAGACCACACUAAAUACUGGUGCCGGGGUUAUUUCCGGGACUACUGCACCAUCAUUGCCUUCACCCCCAACAGCACCAAUCGUGUGGCCCUGACGGACACAGGAAGCCAACUCAUUGUCACAGUGUCCUGCCUGACCAAGGAGGACAUGGGCUGGUACUGGUGUGGCAUCCAGAGAGAUUUUGCCAGGGAUGACAUGGAUUUUACUGAGUUGAUUGUGAAUGACAACACAGAAGACGAGGCCAAUGACUUCUGGUCUGGGAAAGACCCAUCCAUCCAAAGGAACAGAAGUUGCAGGGCUUCCAAAAUUGUCCACAAGGCAGAUCAUUCCAGAAUGUCCAUUCUUAUCAUUUGCAUACUGAUGACUGGUUUGGGAAUCAUCUCUAUCAUCAGUCAUUUGUCCAAAAGAAGGAGAACUCAAAGGAAUAGACGAGUGGUUACAGGUAAAGUCCUCAGUAGAAGCUCCCAGAUCAACCAAGCUUCUGUGAUUCCCACGCCUCUGCUUCUCCCUCAAAUUCAAUACUGGAAGCCAAUGCUCUGAAGACUGUGUGAGUAAUCCUUGUCUUAACCUCAAGUACUGGGGUUACAGGUAUAUGCCAUCACAUCAGAUGAGAGCUUAUUUUGUUAGAAUAUUUUGAGCUUCAUUCUUUUUUAAUGACUACAUUGUACUCCAUAAGCCAAUCCCUAUCACCUGACAUUGAGAGAUCCUCAAGUCUUUUGCGAUUAUAGAUAAUUGGGCAUGAUGGGUAAAUGUGUGA